Urocitellus parryii (Arctic ground squirrel) is the source of this 1706-nucleotide messenger RNA. It is a transcript of the gene Tor2a, whose product is annotated as torsin family 2 member A. Gene Ontology annotation, molecular function: ATP hydrolysis activity; ATP binding. Gene Ontology annotation, cellular component: endoplasmic reticulum; endoplasmic reticulum lumen; nuclear envelope. The record is from RefSeq and is a predicted model, not a curated record. NCBI's taxonomy places the organism in Eukaryota, Metazoa, Chordata, Mammalia, Rodentia, Sciuridae.
GCGGAGCAGUGCACGCCGGGAGCUGUAGUUCGUACGUCGAGUGGUUGGCAGCCCCUGACUGAGCUUGGGCCGCUCCCGGAUGGCUGCCGCCACGCGCGGCUGCCCGCCCUUGGGCUCGCUCCUCCGGCUGCUAGGGCUGCUCUCAGCCGCGACUGCCUCCUGGGACCUAGCUUCGCUGCGCUGCAACCUAGGCUCCUUCUGCGAAUGCGACUUCCGGCCCGACUUGCCCGGUCUGGAGUGUGACCUGGCCCAGCACUUGGCCGGGCAGCAUCUGGCCAAGGCAUUGGUGGUGAAGUCCCUGAAGGCCUUUGUGCACGAUCCCAGCCCCACCAAACCGUUGGUUCUCUCCCUGCAUGGCUGGACAGGCACUGGCAAGUCCUAUGUCAGCUCUCUCUUGGCUCACUACCUCUUCCAGGGUGGCCUUCGCAGCCCGCACGUGCACCACUUUUCCCCCAUCAUCCACUUCCCGCACCCCAGCAACAUCGAUCGCUACAAGAAGGAUCUUAAGAACUGGGUCCAGGGGAACUUGACUGCCUGCGGCCGCUCCCUCUUCCUCUUCGAUGAGAUGGACAAGCUGCCCCCAGGCCUGAUGGAGGUCCUGCGGCCUUUCCUGGGCCCCUCCUGGGUUGUAUAUGGAACCAACUAUCGAAAAGCUAUCUUCAUCUUCAUCAGCAACACUGGUGGUGAACAGAUCAACCAGGUGGCCUUGGAGGCAUGGCGCAGCCGCAGGGACCGAGAGGAGAUCAGCCUGCAGGAGCUGGAGCCAGCCGUCUCCCGAGCCGUGCUGGACAACCCACACCAUGGUUUCUGGCACUCGGGCAUCAUGGAGGAGCGCCUGCUGGACGCCAUGGUGCCCUUCCUCCCGCUUCAGCGGCACCACGUGCGGCACUGUGUGCUCAAUGAGCUGGCCCAGCUGGGCCUGGAGCCCCGGGACGAGGUGGUGCAGGCCGUGUUGGACAGCACGACCUACUUCCCCGAGGACGAGCAGCUCUUCUCGUCCAAUGGCUGCAAAACAGUGGCCUCUCGAAUCGCCUUCUUCCUCUGACCCCAGAAUGGCAUCCUUGCCUGGCCAACCAUGCAGGAAAGGCUGGAGGGACCCUUGUCCAGAGACUGCUGGAGAGUGGGCCCCAGAGCACGCAGUCAAGAUGAAGAGGGGUAUUGGCCAGGCCAAGGACAGAUGCCGGGAAAGGCCUGGCUUCAGAACUGGUUGGAGGCGUCCUGGCCUCUGCUCACGGUCACCCUGGAACCUCACUGAGCCCUGACUUUCUCCUGCAGCCUGAGCCUUCUUAAUGUGAAUGUAACUCAGGGAUCAAGGUUCAUGGCUGUCACCCACACCCCUGGCCCUGGCACUGUACCCCACCUCACUCUACAGUCUGUGACCCCAGUAUCACAGCUCAGGCUGGGACUUCACAGUUUUCAGGAGUUGAGGGACUCAAGACGCCACCUGGGCCUCGAUUUACACGUUUUUAAUUUUUUAAAAGAAGAGAGCAAGCAUAAUAAACGUAGCCAUGGACUAGAGGAACGCUGGUCGAGGUUCCUUUUGCUUUGGAAGGACUCAGCCUCGGGUGCCUGUGGGGGCAGAAUCGUCCCUGCUCCAGCGAGAAGCAAGGGUUUCACUGAGCUUCCUCAGGGAGCAGCACAAUGACCGUGACCUCAGCAGCUUCGGUCUCACUGGGGCCCUGGCUGGGGCCCUGGCUGGGGCUGGG